This is a messenger RNA of Trichomonas vaginalis G3, 96 nucleotides long. RefSeq lists its product as uncharacterized. Lineage: Eukaryota; Parabasalia; Trichomonadida; Trichomonadidae. The record is from RefSeq and is a predicted model, not a curated record. The transcript has a single exon. The annotation marks the transcript as partial.
AUAAUGAAAUUAAAGAAAGGGUUGAAUGGUAUCAUGAAUGGACAUCGAAGAUUUUUAAAACUAAAGCUGAUACAGGAUGGGUUUCAGGAUGUUUAG